Molecule: messenger RNA, 1187 nt
Organism: Menidia menidia (Atlantic silverside)
Lineage: Eukaryota; Metazoa; Chordata; Actinopteri; Atheriniformes; Atherinopsidae
Source: the annotation of a GenBank genome assembly
AUGGGCACAUCCGGUCGUAUAUAUUAUGCCACGAGUAAGCGGCGAAUUUGGAGUGUCCAUUUUGAGCAGCGAUUCGGCGCCCCGGUGUAUUCAGUUUAAGAUUAUUCAACGUUUAUCUCUUUAUCAUCUCAGUCUCUUAAAGAGACGCCGUCAGAAUGGCAGACACCGAGAAUCAACUCAUGGAGACCUCAGAACAGAACGGCAAUGAGGGAGAGGAGGACCAGAAUGGCAGUGAACAGGAGCUAAUGGGUGGAGACGAGAGCCAAGACAACGAGGACAACGACAAUGACACUGAUGGAGGGAAGAUUGAUGCCAGCAAAGGAGAGGAAGAUGCUGGGAAAAUGUUUGUUGGUGGUCUCAGUUGGGACACAAGUAAAAAGGACCUGAAGGAUUACUUCAGCAAGUUUGGCGAGGUGUCCGACUGCACCAUCAAGAUGGACUCCAACACCGGCCGGUCCCGCGGCUUCGGCUUCGUCCUCUUCAAAGACGCCUCCAGCGUGGACAAAGUCCUGGAGCAGAAGGAGCACAGGCUCGAUGGACGUCAGAUCGACCCCAAGAGAGCGAUGGCCAUGAAAAAGGAGCCCGUCAAGAAGAUCUUUAUUGAAACAAUUGAGCUUCCCAUCGACCCCAAAUCAAAGAAAAGGAGAGGUUUCAUUUUCAUCACGUAUAAAGAUGAAGCCAGUGUCAAAAAGUGUCUGGAGAAGAAGUACCACACUAUCCAGGGAGGCAGGUGUGAGCUGAAGAUCGCACAGCCCAAAGAGGUGUACCAGCAGCAGCAGUAUGGAGCAGGACGUGGAGGUGGCUAUGGAGGCAGGGGUGGAAGAGGUCGUGGAGGUCAGAACCAAGGCUGGAACCAGGGCUAUGGAAACUACUGGAACCAGGGUUAUGGUAACCAGGGUUAUGGCUAUGGCGGCUACAGUGGCUAUGGCAACUACGACUACUCUUCUGGUUACUAUGGAUAUGGCCCUGGAUAUGAUUACAGGCAGUGCCAGCUAUGGGAAAACCCCGAGGCGGGGGGCACACCAGACCAGCUACAAGCCAUACUGACCAUCACCCAGCAGUAUGAGGACUUUGUGAUGGAGUGAGACCGAUGGCUGGCCGGACAAACUGGGCCUCACUUCGACCUCUUUUAUGACAGACAACCAUUUGUACAGAAAACAUCUGAAAUAUAACUUCUUUUUUUUCCC